AGAUCUCUUAGAUCUUUAUACACAUAACAAAAGGAAUUUACAUUGGUCAAUACACACAUAAAUGAAGAUAAAACCCCCUCUUUCUUUGUCUGCACACCAAACCUACACACACCCAAAACGUAAAUCAAAAAGCCAGACACAUCUAUCCUCUCCAACCCUCCCUCUCAUUUCAACCGAUCGGACCACAAGGUGGUAUCGGCAACCAGCGCGGCGGCGCACGGUCAGGUCCGGCAGCCCCCCUCUCUCUCGCCUCAGCCGACACCAACCAUACCUGCAACCACCCCCCCCUCUCGUGAUGCUUCGCGACAGACAAGCCGGAGCUGGAGAUCCGACCGAGCUCCGAUGGGGGCAUGCGGCGCUGGUGAGUGACACCCCAAACAAACCAGACCCUUUCACCUCCCUCUUCCCUCUCGUUUCAAAUCUGGCGAACACAAAGGAGGUCGGACGAGUUCCGACCGGUGACAAUCGCGACAGCCGACCACCACACCAGUCCGGCGAGGAAAGAGGCGGAGCAGAGGUGACGGUCCGGCGGUCCUUGUCUCGGACCGCCGGUCGAUUCGUUUAUCCGCUGGGUCGAUGUUUUUAUCCGACGAGCUCCGGUUCAGAUGGUGGGUUCUCUUCGACUGAUGAAGACGAUGAUGAUGGUGGUGACGUGAUCGACGGCGGCUGUAGCCGCCGGAAGUGAAGACAGCAGCAGCGGCGGUCUUCGGACCCUCUCCGACAAAAUCCCGGUAAAUCUCCGUUCCCUUUAUUUUCCGAAACUUGAAAAUGAUAGUGAUGUUGCUGUUGCUGUGAUGUUCGGCGAUUCAGAUUCUGGGAUAUGUUCGGCGGUUCAGAUUUGGUUUCGAGUUCAAGUCCAAAACGGGUUAACUCAGUCUCGGUUCGGGUUCGGUCAAGCCGAAUCAAAGUCAGAAUUUUCGGUAUGGCCAGAUUUAGUUUCGAUUCAGUUUAUUUGUGGCUCGGGUCUCGACUCAGCAACUCGACUCGGUCCGACUCGGUUCAACUCGGUCCACCUCGGUUCGACUUGGUUCAUCACGCCUCAACUCAGUCAGGCGGCUCGACAUUUCGGUGUGAAGACUUGGAAUAUUGUAGAAUGCACGCUAGCAAGUCUCGUCUUGGAAACGACAUCCCGAAGUCGUAUUUAACUAGCUCUGCACAGGAAUAUUCAGGUUGCAUUUCUAAGACAAGGCACGGUUGGAAUAGGAGGACCAUGAAGAGUCGAGUACUUAGUGGGCGUUCAUUUUCUAGAAGACUUAGAUUAUUUGCUUCCGCUGUGCAAUGAAGAUACCAGUCCAGUCACGCCAAUGCUCUGAUAUUUCGGGGUGUGACAAAAUUCAUAGCCUAACUCUAUCCAGUUUACAAGUUAUAACAAAAAGCGUAACAUGAAUUUUCUGCAGAAAAAACGCAGCUUUUGCUGCUGUGCAAAACAGUCCUUUAAAAAUAAUAAACGACCUCAGAAAAAUGCGAUUCCAGCGCCA
Helianthus annuus (common sunflower) is the source of this 1478-nucleotide messenger RNA. RefSeq lists its product as uncharacterized. Lineage: Eukaryota; Viridiplantae; Streptophyta; Magnoliopsida; Asterales; Asteraceae. The record is from RefSeq and is a predicted model, not a curated record. The transcript has 3 exons. The coding region runs from base 821 to 1282 and encodes 153 amino acids.